AUUCAGCAGCGAGCACCUCAUCAGCUGAUGCUGGAUUUUAACCACACAGAGCACAGCAAACGUUGCUCUCAUUGGCAUCACCAUGGCAACAGUGUCAGUCCUGCUCUUCCUCCUCUUCUCAACUUUUUCUCCUCCAGUCCACAGCCGUCUCACUACAUUCCAGAUCAUUCAGAGUAAAAUGAAUCAGACUGCGGCUCGGGCAGCUUGCAGAGAAAAUUACACCGACCUCGUCACUGUGUACUCUGAUGAAGACAACACUGACCUGCAUAAUAUGAAGAAGACUUAUCGUGGAGAAGGCUGGAUCGGUCUCUAUCGCAGUAACUUCAGUGAGAAAUGGUCUAAUGGUGAUCCUGUAACAUUCAGAAAUCUGGCAGGGGAUUGUGGGAAUUCGAGCUACUGUGCUGCUAUGAAGGCUGAUGGUUCAUGGGAAAGUCUUCAGUGCACAGAGACGCGAUAUUUCAUGUGCUAUGAAGAAGAUGCUUCUUCACAGACUCCUAAUUAUCAUCUAAUCCUUGAGAGUAAGACCUGGUCUGGUGCUCAGAGUUACUGCAGGGGGAAAUACACUGACCUGGUCAGUAUCAGAGAUCAGCAGCAGAAUGAAGAGGUGAAGAUUAAAGGGUUAAACAGCACCACGUCCUUCUGGAUCGGCCUGCUGUGUGAUGACUGGCAGUGGACCGAUGGAGGAAACUCCGCCUUCAGAAACUGGGGGAGUGGUGAACCUUGGGAAUCACCAUCAGAGGACUGUGUAGUAUUGAGUGGAGGGAAAUGGUAUUCAUUUUCAUGCACUGACCUGAAUCCCCCUCUGUGCUACAGCGCUUCCAUCCAUGUGAGUGAUGAGGCUCUGAGCUGGGAGGAAGCGCUGGAUUACUGUCGUGAAGGGAACAGGGCUGGAAUUCUCAACAUCGAUUCUGAAUCUGAACAGGAAGAGCUGGAGUCUGAGCUCAAGAGGGGGCGUGUCUCUGAGCCGGUGUGGGUGGGGCUUAGACAGAGCCGACUCUUUGGGUUCUGGAUCUGGGCCGAUGGGAAGGCCGUGUUUCCGUACUCCUACUGGGAUGAAGGGAAACAGCCCGAGCAUUAUCUCUCUCAGCACUGCGGCGCCGUCGAUCCACGGAGCGACUUCAGAUGGAGAGAUAUGAACUGUCAGUCUCGGUAUAAAGCUCUGUGUCUCAUCAAAUGCUCUCCAUGAACCUCCUCCAUAUUAUAUAUAUUUAUAUAUUUAUAUUAUUCAUUUCAAGCUUGAACUGGUCUGUAGGUAAUAGUUUUUAUUAUUUCAAGUCUUUAUUUCUAGAAAGAAGCAAAAUUAUUUUUCUUGAAAUUUAAGAAAAUUUAAGCUUGACAUGUGUAAAUGAGUUCAUGCUAUUAGUUAUAUUAUAUAUUAUUAUUAUAUAUUAUAUUAUAAAAUCAUUCUGAGGAACUUUAA
Ictalurus punctatus (channel catfish) is the source of this 1420-nucleotide messenger RNA. RefSeq names its product macrophage mannose receptor 1. Lineage: Eukaryota; Metazoa; Chordata; Actinopteri; Siluriformes; Ictaluridae. The record is from RefSeq and is a predicted model, not a curated record. Bases 83 to 1186 code for a protein of 367 amino acids. The transcript has 5 exons.